Molecule: messenger RNA, 14681 nt
Organism: Xyrichtys novacula (pearly razorfish)
Lineage: Eukaryota; Metazoa; Chordata; Actinopteri; Labriformes; Labridae
Source: the annotation of a GenBank genome assembly
AUGGUGAUACUACGCAGCAGCGGCGGUGGUGGUGGCGGUGGUGUGGGAGCCGAGCCGACGGCAUCAGCUCCGAAGAGGAGGUCAGCGGAGAUGGAUACGAGCGGCGAGUUUUUGUCGCUGAUUCCCGCGUCUCUCCGAAAGUCCGCCCGGCUGACGCGGUCAUCCCGGGCCCUGGAUGACAGCUUCAGUAGCCCCGACCACCGCACGGCUAAUGUAAGCAUGCACACCCAGAUUGGUGUUCGGUAUCAACACUGACAUUUAUGCGAUGUAAAAUUACCAGUGGACACAACUUUGGUGUGUUAGCCGCUUUAGCGCGCUAAGCUAACUAGCUUCUAUCCUUCCAGCUUGUUAAUAAUAAUUACCGGCGCGUUUUCUCAAUGAGCACCUGUAGUCUGUCCUGAUAUUAAACGAAAAAAGGGCUCGUCUGUCGGAUUAAACCAUUUUGCAAGCACUUGAAUAAACUCUACAGUCAAAUUAACCGAGGAAACCGAAAAUAUUAUGACAUUUUGGUAGUUUUAUGUGUCGUUAAAUGCUACGGAGAACUCGGGUUAGUAGGAAAUAUGUGCUUAAAACUGUGAUGUAGUUAUAUGGUGUGUUUUGGUACAUUCUGAGGAUCACCGAGAAAAGGGGGUGUGGUGACUGAAAUCAUCAGAUGAAUCUCCAAUGGCCGAGAGUUCGCUUAGUAAAUCUGAUGUCUGAUUUAUCAGUAUUCUAGUCCAGGGAUAUGAAAACACCGUGACCUGAACAUUUUACUGAAGCCCCACUUUACCAAUAUGCUUAUUUUGUAGGGAUUGAUAAGAUGUAUUCAUUUGUGGAGAGAGUGGCUUACCCAAUUUCAUUACUUCAGGCGAAGUACAGGUACUCCAGUAGUCAACAUGUAUCACCCUGACUAUUGAGUUUAAAUACUGGAGACUUUCUUUUCAAAAUUGUUGAAGUAUUUCACCUUUACAGACCCGUUUUGACUUUUAACAGCAGUAAAAACACCCUAAACGUCAUUCUUUCAGCCUGAAACUUGAUGACUUUUCCUGAAAUGGCCCAAAAUACAUGAAAUUAAUUGACAAAUAUUCAUGAGUAUUUUUGUACAUGUGCUACACAUUUUUCCCCCCUGAGGCUGUUGCGAGUCAAAUAUGACCCGUAUCCAUUUAGAUGGAUUUUAGAUCUACCAGUGUGAGACGAGUGACAAGCAGUCACAACAGUGGUCAGUAGUGCCCUGCAUAUGCUCUACAUUGAACCAUAAAGACAUGCAGCAUACAGGUAGGGCAAGAGAAAAUUCACAAGCUCACUUUGGAGCAAAAGUAGGGAGCUUCAGAGCAAAGUGUGUAGUUGUGUUAAAAGUACAUUUUUCCUUCAAAGUAGCAGAACAAAAGUAAGAAGUUUUCCCUCAAAAAUAAACCUAUAAAAUCAAGUAAAUUUUCUUUGCUAAUGUCUGCCACUGAUUAUAUUGAACACAAACUAGUUCAAAUAUAGCUAACUUUCAUGACCUUAUUUCUAUUCCCUAAACAACCAGCCCUGUAGACUCAUUUCUGAUGUGUAAACAAAAUGCCUCAGAAACAUUGGUCAGCAAAACUCACUUUGUGUAUGUGACUUUUAUAUGUGUGUAUUGUGUUUACUUAAGCUUUGCACAGAGUAUCAAUGUCAGUAAGUAGGUGGUUUAAAAAUGUGCGCAUGAUUCAAACAAACACUUACUUUUUACUGUACCAGGGGCAUGCUGAUAUGAAGUCAGGAGAGGGAAGGAGUCUCCAGCACUCUCUGAGGACCCGGGGACAGCGAGUCAAACUCGAGAUGUCUUUUACUGAAAUGGAGCCAAAGACCAGCUCACCUCAUCCUGUGAAUGAAGAGGAGAUUGCAGGGUACUGCACCAGGUAACAGGCUGAAUGACUUUGAUGCUAGCUGUCCUUUUAAGUUUGUAAGGAAGAACUAUUUAGGUCUUUAGGUUUGGCAGUUAAAGGUGAUGAGGUGUGCAACAUAAGCAUUAUCUUCAUCUCAACUUUUCCACAAAAAUGAACAAGUCUGUACUAGAACACAAACAUUGUAUAUUCUGUAGAUACCUGUUUUGAUGCAGUGUUUCAUUUCUUGUAUUCAGGAAAUCUUCCAGGCUGCAAAGAGAGGGACAAGCAUCCAGCAGCAAAAAAGCAGGUAACCCUCACUCCAGUUUAAGCUCUUGAGAAUUAGCUCUCAGUGUUGGUGGGUAGCACUAGCACACAAAUGUUGGAAGAGGUCUAUUAUUACACUGAUAAAUACGGUUUUUAUUCAUACCAAAGAUGUUCCAGACGAAGUGGAGGGUUCGUCAACUCCCAAGAGGAGUCGCUUCAACCUACAGAGCCGUGAUGAAGAAGAGGAAGAGGAGGAUCGCUCAGUGAGGCGAAGUUCCAGAAUCACCAGAUACAAACUUAAUUCACGAAACCAGUCGGUUCUCUACGAUCGCCUCAUCACCAAGUAAGUUGAGCAACAUUUACUCCAUUGAGCUCCUUGGUCUCAGAUUGUGAUCAAAACAAUCUGCAUAUGGAUAUGAACCUUGAAAGUGACGGUGUUGAAGAUCAACUGUGGUCAAACCUGACAAGCUCUGCUUUUGUUGCUCCUCAGCACUGCUGAAGCUGUUCUCCAGAAGAUGGACGAUAUGCAGAAGAUGAGACGCAGACUGAGGAGCCGAGACAGAGACACUAAUGAAGAGGUGAUAAAACGAACACACACACAAAGGAAAUAUCACUACACCAUUGCAUUUAAUUGUGUGCUCUGAAAUUAUAUGAUGAUAGAGUGUAUGUGUAAGACUAAUAAAGUGAAAUAAAUGUGCAGUCCCUCCAGGAAUUUGCAAUGUUGCAAUCACAACUUUUUAACACAAAUUCAACGCUGCAAUUUCGUCCAAUCACCGCGAAUUUUCCGCCAGUUUUUCCAAUAAACUUAACCCUUUUUUGCCCAUGCCUCUACGUGACAUGUACGUCAUAAAUUUACUUCCUUGUUCACAUUGAGAAGAUGAAGACGUGUGCGACGCUAAAUGCUCACAUUUACAAACAAAUAUCCCCGCCAAAGUUCCUGCGAGUCAAUUUCCAGAUGUGUUACAUGAAAGCAGAGGUAAACUCUAAUGCGCUGCCUGCAAUAAUGUGGGGCAACAACACAUGGUGCAAAGCCGUUGCUCGACAGACACUUUUUAAUCGCAGAACAUGUAAGGAGAACAGCUGAAACUCAGAGAGGACAGACGAGACAAGUCAAAAUGACAGAGGCUGUCACAUCCAGAACUAUAGCAGUGGCUGAAAGGGUCAAGGUAUGCGUGGAUAUAACCUUUAAAAUCAAAAUAAGUGAAGAAUUAAAAAAAUGCGUGGAUGCAUGCUUUCAUUUGUGUAUCAUCUAGUGUGUGUAAGUGUAAGGGAGUGCAAGCGAGAGUGUGUGGGGAAAAAAAAACAAGCUCACAAAUGAAAAGAGUAAUUGAACUUGGUGCUGCUUAUGUUUAUGUUUUCUCUAAAUUGUAAAAUUAGUGCAACCCAAGUUUGGCUGCCCUGUGUGCCAGUAUCUCUGUGUGGCUGUGAGUCUCUGUGCGCGCCUGUCUGUCUCUCUGUGUGUGGAAAAUAUCACGCCUUAAUCCUAUGGUUUAAGGCUAAAAACUCACAAAAGACUGUUGUAGCUAAUUUGCAAUGGCCCUUGUUUGUGCAGUUUUAAUAAAAGAAGCCUCAAAUGAUCACAACUUUCACCGCAAUGUUUGAGAAAAGCUGCCGCAAAAUCGGGCAUUAUAGGCUGCAACUCCUGGAGGGACUGAAUGCUACACUAGCAAACUAAACACUCUCAAUCUCUGUGUCAUCUGAGCAGCUUGGCAUGUACACCAGAGGCAGGAUGAGGAGGUCUCUGAGGAUUAAUGUGGAGAACAAAGACACAGAGGAGGAGAACCGAGGUGAGCGGCAUUGGGUUCAAUGACAACAUUAAGGAAAUAACCAUGACAACCAUCGACAGCAUGCUGGUUUGGUUCCAUUCAAGCUUUCAUACGUCUGAAAGCUUCAGACGGCUGACGUUGGCAAAACUGAGAGACAAUGUACCUCAGGCAGUACUUAUAGUAGCUGAGAUGUGGGGGUGACUGUCCACAUAUCAAGUGACUGAAGAUGCCAUUUGGUGGAACAAAGAAAAUAAAGCAUUAAUUUGUCAUGAGCUUCUUACACGUUCUCACGUCAUUUUGUUAAUUUUAGACUCGCUAACAUAUUAGCACAGUCUCUCAGUCGGUAACUUCAAAGCUGUUUUUCACCCUUUAUCAUAACAAAAGGUUAGAAACCAACCGUUUGUUUUUCACUCUUUCCUUUGUCAGAAGAAGAUGAGGAUGAUCACGACGAUGAUGAGGGAGAGGAGGGGGAUAGAGAAGAGGAGGAGGAGGAGGAAGAAGAUGAAGACGAUGAAGAAGACGAAGAUGGGGAGGACGAGGAAGAAGAGAAUCAAAGGCGUUACGACUUCAGACAGCGGAAGACUGUGGUUCGCUACCAGGCUCCACAGGAUGGUACUGCUGCUUCAGUUCAGCUUGAGCACGUCAGAUCACAGCACAAAAACAUGACAAAUAACAGCUACAAAGACCUGAUACACGUCCUACACAGAUGACUUGAUAUCCAUGACCUGUUCAAUAUUUGUGUGAAGCUGAUGAGCCAAUCACAUCACAUCACAUGCUACACUCCUGCUUAACUUUGACAUUUAAGUUUGAUGAGACUUGUCAUUUCUUCAGAACCCAGGGAGCCCAGGAAACGCAGCAUGUACUACAAAGACCACUCGUCUCCGACCAGACGCAGGUUCAGAUUCAGUUCCACGGCCCCCAGGAGCCCCUACAGCAUCAGAAGAACCACCAGGUGAGAGCAACUUCUCAGCAAUCAGCCUUUAUUUUGAAAAUGAGGAAUUAAUAAUUUGCCGCCAAGUAAUGUGGUUCUCACAAACACUUGAUAGUCUGAUGGUUUGUAGUUUAAACUGGCAGUCAGCAACAUUAUUCAUUAUGAUAUUCAGAUCUGGACCACAGACUCAGAGUGGCUCCCUAAACUUUGACAUAUCUUUGUUUCUGAUUCUCUUCAAACCAACCUCAGGAGUAGUUGUGAGAGGUAAGACGCUCACUUCUUGUCCUUGUCAGUGUUCAAUGUUAGUCUGUAGUUUGAUUUUUGGUUGAUGUCUGUUCUAAAUGGCGUCGUGGUCGGGUGUUUGGUGACACUUUGGUUUUGGUCAUGACAAAAACAGACUUUCAAGAAAAAGCUGAUUUAUUCUGAAAGGCAGUAAAGGCACUGAAUCAGUAUUGUACAUUAAAAAGCAACAGUAGCUAACUCAGUCUCUUCCUGUUAACAAUAGAUAUCUUGGAAACUGGGUGCAUUCAUGAAUUAAGGAAUAAUAAGGUAACAGCACAUCACAUAAUAUAAAGUAUAUAAUAACUGUCAAUGACAAGCAACACAACAUAAUAUAAUGAACUGAGAAUUCCUAUUCACCUGUGUCAUGUUAUUCCAGUGAGGUGUCACUCUGGUGAGCGUGUCAUUUUAAAUUGUGAAAUGAUUCAGUUUGAAAAUUACACAUAAAAAAAUACGAGCUUUUUUAAGAGAGGUUUUUGGUUAUUUUUACUGUCAGUUAUAUGGGUUUUUGUUUGUACACAACAGUACUUUAUAUCAGAGAGUUUUAAAAGAGUUGAGUUUUUAAUUUUCUUUGAAUGCAUAUUUGCUUUAAGCAGUUUUAUUUGAAUGCUUCAGUGUCUUAACUUAUAGGUACUGAGGGCAAAAUAAAAUUCAGACGUCUCUCUAAGAAAAUAAACUUUGAUCCUGUAAAAAUAAUCAGAAAGCUACAGAGACUGAGACAUGUGCAUGUUCUGCUUUGCAGGAGGAGACAUGCCAUUCACAGCAGUGACUCCACUUCCUCAUCUUCUGACGAAGAGCAGUUCCAAAGGCGGAGAAGUAAGAACAGGAGCAGGUCGGUGAACAGGUGAGAGCAGCAGCUGUCAUACAGGACAAGUACAGGUAGAGGGAGACAACAGCAGAGGAAAUACAUCAUCACUGUUAUAACAUGAAAUAACAUGAGGUCCAAAAAUGACAAUCAAAGCAGGUUGACUGUUUUAUCAGUGUGCCUCUGCAUUGAUGUUAAAGCAGUGACUUGUUUACUGUGAACUGAUAUCCUGUGACAACAUUCCCUGAAAUAUGAAACAUAUUCUCUGAACUAUCAGAUAGAGUUGGAUCAGUCUUCAUGUGUCUGUUUUUGGUCUGCUUAAGUAUGAAUUUAUCCUCAUCGUUAGUUUUUACCAUUGUAGAAAUAUCUUGAAUACUAUAAAAAACUAUAAUAAAUCAGAAAAAUGUUCUUUUUGGAGAUGACUACCACAGUGUUCAUUUAACCCUCAGUCUGACAGGGAGGACCUCCUGCUGUGAGGGGUGAGAAACAACUUAAGCUGAGAGUGUAUGUUAAUAGAGCGACUGUUUCUGUGCGUGACUUGCAGAUGUCUGCCUCUUAACUUGGUGAAAGAAGACCUGCUGGGAAUCCACAAGGACAGGAUGAAGAUUGGUGCGAGCCUCGCUGAUGUGGACCCCAUGCAAAUAGACAAAACGGUGAGUUACAGUGAAAGUUCAAGUGACUCAAUUGGUCCGACAUCUUAGGACUACAAAGAAUUUAAGCCCAUGAGAAAAAACAAAAAAAUAUAUAAGCAUAUAUGUUUAUGUAUAUAUGAAUAAUGUACAAUAUAUACAAUAUAUGCCUUAUAAUCAGGUGCAACACCACUUUUUGAAUGUGAAGUUAGUGAAGAGGACAGCAAAAUCCUGACUAUCAAACAGAACUUUUGAAUGGAUGACUUGGCAUUUCAUUUCAAACUUCAGAUAAUAUUGUCAAUGUUCAAACAAAGAUCUGCUUUUCAUCCAGGUUCGGUUUGAAAGCAUUGGAGGUUUGAGCAGACACAUCUCAGCCCUGAAGGAGAUGGUGGUCUUUCCUCUCCUGUACCCUGAAGUCUUUGAGAGGUUCAAGAUACAGCCUCCAAGGUUAACCAUGUGUCUGUGUGUGUGUUGAGAAUGUUAUGUUGUAGUCCAGAACUUAAAUCUUUUUUUAAUACAUAGCAACAUGUUCAAUUAUUUCAAUUCGUCUAUUUGGUGCUUAUUAAUGUGGCUGGUAAAAUGGAACACAUUUUACCCGGAAAGUCAAACAGCAAAGAUUUAAGAGUUGUUCCUGCACAUAAAAUAAUCUUUUUGUAUUUUAGGUUACAGCUUUUGAUAGUUUCUAUGUCUUUUUAUGUUUCUGUACCCUUUCUCGGUUGCUUCCUUUUGCUUUUGGUUUUAUUUGGUUAAAUGGCUUAAUGUCUCUGUUCCCUUUUUUCUCUAGGGGUUGUCUGUUUUAUGGUCCCCCAGGAACAGGGAAGACCCUCGUAGCCAGAGCGCUGGCCAAUGAGUGCAGUCAGGGGGAAAGAAAGGUGUCUUUCUUUAUGAGAAAAGGAGCAGACUGCCUCAGUAAGUGGGUGGGAGAGUCAGAGAGACAACUACGACUGCUUUUUGAUCAGGUGAACAAACUCCUCAUUAACUUACAACAAUAGGGUCAGUUUUUUGUGUCUGUUAAAAGAUUCAUCUAAAAGAAAUGAAUGUCCAAAAACAUUGAAAAAUUAAGAUGACUCGCCUUACUCUGCUAUUCUGACAACUUACAAUACAAUAAGUAUCUUGAAUUUGUUGAUAAAAACAACACUUUUUAAACUUCCCAUAGGCGUACCAGAUGCGUCCGUCUAUCAUAUUCUUUGAUGAGAUUGAUGGUCUGGCUCCAGUCCGAUCCAGCCGUCAAGACCAGAUCCACAGGUGAGUUCCACUUCUGGUACUACUAUAGAUGGUUUCUUUAAAAUAUGGGGUUUAAGAUGGACUUCAAAACCCUUUUCUGGUCAUUUAAAAAGUGAGCUGUGCCUCAAGCACAAUAUACCAGAACGAUUGGAACGAUACGAGUGAGGACGAGCGUGAGGAGGAGCUGAGGGGAAAACUGGUUGGGAGGGGUAGUGUUUACGUUCAAGGUUUCUCCCAAAAACUGGCACUUCCUCAGAUCCUGCCUACCCCACCUUUAAUGUGAAAACAGUGAUAUGCUGGUAAGAAAACAAACAUGGUGGAGGGCCGGUUUGAAUAAAAGAUAAGUGGCCAGCGCACAAGUCUCAGCGACUGGUCACAGGAAGCAGGUGCGUUUGUACCUCCCGACUAUCAACAAAGCUGUUUGAAGAGCUCAUUUGUUGUGGGAGCAGCUGGCAGGGUGCCAAUAAUAGCUGGUACUGGAAAGAGCAACACAUCUGCAUAGACACUGCACGUUGCUGAAAGCAGUCGAAGCCCUCAGGCAAGAACAACGUCUAAACCGUUUUCUCUUUCAACUGUUUUAUAUAGUAGUGCAACUUUAAUUCCAGAUUUAAUGGGUAUUUAAUGUCUGGUAAUAGUGCCGAUUUCAGCAGGGUCAAGUAAAGGGUAGAAUAGUGCAAACACUUUUCCCCCCAACAACAUCACUCUGAGGCAAAUUACUGGAAAAAGCUGUUCAGAAGAAGCCAUGACUGUUACAUCACAUUACAAAUCAAAAAACUGAACUUUUCUAUUUUCUGAAGCUCAAUUGUGUCAACACUCUUGGCUCUCAUGGAUGGAUUGGAUGGAAGAGGGGAGGUUGUUGUGAUUGGAGCCACAAACAGACUGGACUCUAUCGACCCAGCUCUGAGAAGACCAGGACGCUUCGACAGAGAGUUCCUCUUCGGUCUACCUGACAGAGAGGUGAGGAGUUGUAGAUACCCUUAACCAGAGAAAAUAAGAAGGAAGCUGCUGAGAGCUUUCAUUCUGCAAACUCUGGACCAGAACUUGAUUACUGUGAUCUCAUUUUGUACGGCAGGCAAGGAGGGACAUUCUGAAGAUCCACACCAGACAAUGGACUCCACCACCGUCAGAAACAUUUCUGGAGGAGUUGGCUGAUAAAUGUGUUGGUAUGUGUGCGAUCACAUGAGAACUCAUGUUAAAAAUGACAGCGACAAAAACUGCAUGUUUUAAACAAAAACUCAACAUGGAUGAUUGAUGCGGAAAGCUCAGACACAGUUUCAUAAAUGAGGUGACUGUCAUUAAGCUGUUUCUGUUUCUUUCUCUGCUUCUCACCAGGUUAUUGUGGAGCAGACAUCAAGGCAGUGUGUUCAGAGGCCGCUCUGUGCGCACUCCGACGUCGCUACCCUCAAAUCUACGCUUCAUCUCAGAAACUUGUGAUCGACGUCAACUCCAUCAACAUCACAAACAAAGACUUUAUGUCCGCCAUGUCCAAGAUGGUGCCUGCUGCCCAGAGGUAUCACCACAUGACUGUAGAUGGAAAUGUUGUUCUGUCAUAACUGGAAAUAGUUCACUCUCUAACACAGCGUAAACUUCUCAUACAAACUUGACGCUGAUUGUGAUCUUCAGGGCAGUAGUAUCACCAGCAAAGGCCCUGAUCCCGGCCAUCCGUCCUCUGUUGAACGCAGCCUUGCAGAACAUCUUGCAGAUGGUCAGCAGAGUGUUUCCACACGCUGAGCAGGGAUUGAAGAGGAAGAGGGAACAAGGUACAACCUCUUUGAGUUUUUCAUGUUUUCUUCAUGCUCAUACACUCCUUCAUUUCAUUAAAUUGGUUAAUCCUUUUAGAGUUAGGUAUUUGGGGAGACAUUAGGGUUAAUGAUUGUGCUGUGUGUUUGCUCUCGUGCUCUCUAUUCCCAGAUCUGGCGUGCGGUGUGUCUGAGGACGACUUGAUGUUUAGUGAGGAUGAGGACUCUGAGGUCCUCUCCGGUGGACAGAUGAAUCUGCUCAAAAAACCCAAUCCAAAGGAACUGCUCGACCUCAGCAGGUUGGUUGGACAUUGUUCAGGACGAAGUGAAAUGCAAAGAUUUUUUACCUACCCAAAAUCUCCGCCCUAGUUCUGCCAACAGGUUGUCCAUUUAUUCAGUUUGUACUUUUUUUAGCCUUCCUCUUGGUUGAGUGUCCCACUGACCCAAAUAUGUUUCUCUCAGGAUGAUAAACAGACUCUGUGGGGUUUAUGUAAAUCAGUUGGCAUUCUCGUGAGUAGAACCAUCUCAGUGUCUCUGUCAUCUAUGUGUGUAGGAGCGUGCUGAGCCAGCCGACCUCCUACCGCCCCAGGCUGCUGGUGGAGGGCAGGCCGGGCUCAGGUCAGAGCUCUCAUCUGGCCCCCGCCGUUCUUCACGCUCUGGAGAAAUUCACCAUGUACACACUAGACAUGGCCGUGCUGUUUGGAGCCAGCGCAACUGCACCAGAGGAGACUUGUGCUCAGGUAGAUCAGAUACUUUUACCAGCAUCAGUAAAUCAUCAUCAGUUUGGCAUCUGUGUAGCUACACAUGACAGCCAAACAAACAUAAAGGUCUCAAAUAGACUCCAGGAAGUCUCUGCUCUCGCAGCUUUGUCAAAUUCAGUGUGUUCUCCUCAGUGGACGGCACUGGCCAAAAUAGCUGCCACAGAAACUGUAGCUCACAAGCCCCUCCUCCUAAUUUAGUGGGCUGUGGGGACGAUGAUGUUCUACAGACAUACAGCCAUGAUGAUGACGGAAGUGAAUUGCAUAAACUAUUAGAUGUACAUUCAGUUUUGUGUCAUGUGUGCUCUGCAGAUCUUUGUGGAAGCCAAGCGGACCUCUCCCAGUAUCCUGUACAUCCCUCACAUCGGGCAGUGGUGGGAAACUGUCGGUCCGGCUUUGAAAGCCACCUUCCUCAGUCUACUCAGCUCAAUCCCUGCCUUCGCUCCCAUACUGCUUCUCGCUACAUGCAGCCUACGAUAUGAUCAACUCAAUGCUGAGGUAUUGGCAGGAAUGUUACUCACUGUUUACUAUGAGUAGCUGCACAUUACACUAUCACAUCUUAAUUGUGCUGAGUAUGAGAGGAUUCUCUCUGAAGGUGAAACUUGGCAUCUACAGGUCUUCUCUUUGUUUUAUCACAGGUGCAGGAGUUAUUCCGGGUAGAAUACGGAGAGGUUUACCAUGUUCAGGUCCCCACCUGCAGAGAAAGAAGAAAGUUCUUUGAGGAUUUAGUCCUCAAUCAGGCAGCGAAGGCCCCCGCAUCUAAAAAGAAAGCUGGUGAGACCUCACUGAGUGUGAUAUCACAGAACUAAUCUAGCAGUGUGUGUGUAGUAUAGUUCUAGCAGUGUGUGUGUGUGUGUGUGUGUGUGUAGUAGUAGCGACUGGUACAGCUUGUGAAAAGUGAGAGGAAGCACGCCGUUUUGAAAGGUUCAUUCUCUGUGUGAUGUAGCAGUCUGCUGUAAUAUUUAUUCAUUUACUUAAAAAUCAACUUUCUUGUCUCUAAAAAGAUUUGGUAUUUUGACAUAAGAAGAGGUCCUACACUGUUUCAUCGACAUUUCAAAGAUUCAUCAUGAAACCCUCUGGACGAAGACUAAAAAUGCUGAAGAAUGUAUUUCUGCGUUGUUUAAAAUUUUUUUUUUAAAUUGUUUUUGUCUUUUCAUUCAGUGCUCAGAACCUUGGAGGUGCUUCCCGUUGCACCACCACCUCCUCGACGGAAGCUAACCAAAGAGGAGAUCCAACGAUUGGAGGAACAGGAGGAGGACACCCUCAGGGAGCUCCGCCUCUUCCUACGUGACGUCACCAAUCGCCUGUCCCAAGAUAAACGCUUUAAAGCUUUUACAAGGCCCGUGGAUUUAGAGGAGGUAGCUGUAUUUUAUUGUCCCACCUCCUGUUUACUAUCAAAGCCUUUUUUGAGUUUUACUGCUGGCUUAGUUUUAACCCUUCCCCUCACAGUAAUACUCACGCCUCUUUGUCAUCUGUUUCAGGUACCAGAUUACGCAGAGGUGAUCAGGAAGCCGAUGGACUUGUCGACAGUACUCUCCAAUGUUGACCUUCAUAAGUACGGGACGGUCAAAGAGUUCCUCCAAGACAUCGAUCUUAUCUGGCAGAAUGCCCUGGAGUACAAUCCGGACAGGGACCCCUCAGGUUUGCACAAUAAAAAAAAAAAACGCUCACAGAACACUGACAUAACACUGAUCAGGGAUGUUAUUCCAACUUGAAUGUGGCAGAGGUCCAGAACCUGGUCUAUAUGUCCUUAUUUAGUAAAUCAGCACAGUGCUGUAUAAUAAGGAUGUAGUCACUCUCUGCUCUGAGUGAGCAAAGUUGUUGUUGUUGGAUUGGCUUUCUGUAGGGUUGAAAUAUUUAUUCAAGUUUUAUUUUAAGAAGUAGUUUGAAGAAAAGUUCUUGCUUUUGUUUAAUGCCAAUCACACCCCUAAUGAAAACAGAGUCCGGACAAACUGAACUUCACAAAACCGUUUUGCUCGUUUGUUUGUAAAAUUCUGUCUGUGUGCUCUUCCUCCAGACCGCCAGAUCCGACACAGAGCAUGUGCACUGAAAGACACAGUCCAUGCGAUCAUCAGAGAUGAGCUGGAUGAAGAUUUUGAGAAGAUCUGUGAAGAGAUUAAAGUGUCACGAAGCACGAGAGGUGAAUGCUGUGUGUAUGCGUGUAGUUUCAAGACCAGGAAGAAAGCUUUCCUAGCCUCAGGGGUCACACUGACAUCCUGUUUGAACCCUGUUUGGAAAUAUUAACCAGCUUGGAUCAUAUUUCAAGUCUUGAUGUUUAGUGUUUAAUUCAUGCUCAGUCUGUUUUUUGUUGCCUGUUUAUCUGAUUUGUUGUUCAAAUUGAGUGGAUUCUCCCAGUCGUUCUAUUAACAUCCAGUUCAUUUCUCACUGAUUUCUAUUGUUAUGCAAACCACUUUAGAUUUAAACAUUGACUGCAUGGCUGCCUUUUCUUUACCCAGGUCAAAAGUGUCAGUAUGAUCAGACCAAAAAAGUGUGCCGUGGUAUGUAAUGAAAGCUUUCUGACUUCUCUUCUCGGCUACUACAGACUGCUCUUCUGUCAGGUUCGCCCCAUCCUUCUACCACGUCCUUCCCAAACAGUCCAAACCUCCUGCUGAGACCAAGAUCACUGAAAUGACUCCACAAAGAGAGCCAGAUGGCCCAACAGCUGCUGUUACUCCAACUUUAAGUGCCUCACCUGGUGCAGGGCUCAAAAACACAGGUAGAGACGACUGAAAUGUACUGAAAUGUAACAAUCAAAAUGAACUGAAUAUCACUUCACCAAUCCCCUUUUGUUCAAUUAGCUCAAAAGAAGAAAAGGCGGAGAAGUCGCUGGUCUGCUGGCCUCUACGCGAAAAAGAAGUCUUCCUCCUCUCCUCACACAUCCAGAGAUGACACACACUUAGGGUCUGAUGAUGAUGAGGAAGAUGGGGACGAUGAGGAGGAAGUUGAGAAGGGAGAAAAGGCAGAGUGUACUGAGGGGGCUGAGGCAGAGGAGGAUCACACGGCUGCAGAUGUUGAGUCACAGCCUGCAGCAGCUCAGGAGGGAAGCUCUUCAAAGGAGGACAGUCAGGAGGAGACUGAGGAGAGAAGUCAAGAUGAAGACAAGAUCACCGAGUGUGAAACAGAGGAACCCACAAAGACAGAAGAAGAAAAAGAAACUGAAGAUGAUGCUUCUUUGGAUCAUCUAGGACAGCCGGAGGAAAACAGCAAAGUGUUAAAAGAGGUAGAAAGUGAGAGCGUGGAAACCACUACAGUGAACACUAACAAGGAGGACGAUACAGAGAAGGAAAAGGAUACCCAGAUACAGUCUAACAAAGAGGAGAGGGAGGAAGUUAACAUCCAAAAGCUUACAGAAACUGAGACAGACACAUGUCAAACUGUGACAGAGGGAGAUGAUGGGAACAACAACAACAUAGCAACUGCAGAGGAGGCAGAGCAGCACACCGCUGCUGAACCAAUGGAAGUGGAAGCAUCACAAACAUCAGCUGACAGUGAGACCUCUGCAGCUGUCAGAGUGGAAGAGGACUCAGGAGCAGGUUUGAUAUUUGAAUUGUUGCUCUGAAACGAGAAAUAUUUUUCCUUAAUUUACUGAAUCCUCAAGAAAUUUGGGUCAGCGUUUCCUCAUCUAAUGAGUGAACAUGUGUCACCGUGAACAAGUCAGCAAGUUAUCACCUGACACAUUGGUCUUAACACUUUUAUUUUGUGUGUCAGAGAGGAGUGUGAGGCGCAUGACUCGUGCUCUGAAGAACACAGUGCUGCUGCAACAGAUGAUUAAUGUGGACAAGGCUCUGCAGAUCCUGGACCAGGAAACUCCUCCUCUGGUGGUGGAUAGAGACAAAUUAAAGGUGUGUAGUGUGAGUGUUAAGGUCAAGUGAUCUGGACAUGUUAGUAGAAUGUCUUCCAAACUCCAGUGAAAUCAAGCGUUUAUUUGAACUAACUGUUCCUGAUUUAAACUGCAGCCAUCAAUGAUUGCCUCGUGUAAGGUGCUAUGGUUGCUCCUACUUUCAGUCCUGUUUGUUGUCCUUCUAUUUAAAGGACCGGCAUUUAAUCUCCUGUAGGUAAGAGUGUUGAGUUUGACAAAACUGAAAUGUGAUUUCGCUCUUCUUAUUUUUGCUUUCUGUCUUCAUUUCUUCAGGAGCUUUUGGAAAGAUUGGUGUCCAAGACCGAAGGCUACGAGGUAUUCAAGCUAGAGAAACUCUACGCUUUACUCUGCCAGAGCAUCUAUAGACACAGACGAGACUACAACAAAACUGCACUUAUACAGGUGGGUGUUGGUCUGCUGAGAAGAUAGUCUUUUUUUAACCUCAGGUAUUCUGGCCUGUAAUGGCAGGAAAACCACUGGUGUGAUUAAAUAUCUGAACUUGUAGAAGGUGUCUUGUCUUCAAUGUUUCUAAUCAGUUGUCUUUUUGUUUUCUCCUUUGGAUUAGGAGUUGGAACAGGAGAUUGAAGAGUUCUGUUGA